Messenger RNA from Dichotomopilus funicola, 1407 nucleotides. RefSeq lists its product as uncharacterized. The record is from RefSeq and is a predicted model, not a curated record. Bases 1 to 1407 code for a protein of 468 amino acids. Lineage: Eukaryota; Fungi; Ascomycota; Sordariomycetes; Sordariales; Chaetomiaceae. The transcript has a single exon.
AUGGCGCCACCUGUUGCAACCGCGUUUCCGGACCCUGACUCAGACGAUGGUUUCCGUGCCCGCCUUGACACACUGUUCAAUGGCGGUAGUGUGAACUUUGAUUCGCACCUCCGUGGAUCUGCUCACCGCUCGUCACCCCUUUUUAGCCACGACGACCAGGAAGAGCUUCCACGGCGGCAUAGAACAUACUCCUUCUCAGGCCAAGGACGUCGGUCCAACCCGCGUGAUGACGCGGACGACGAGCAGAUGCCCCGGCCCCGGCCGCGGUCCUCAUCCCGGGCUCGGGGCUACGACCCGCUUGGCGCCGACGACGAGACCGGGAUUCCUUGGUCCACAUACAACCCGGAACCCCGUCACCGGCCCCAUUCUGGUCGUGAGGGAUACGACCCUCGCGGCAUGGCCGACGAAACAGCCGUGCCCCGGUCUUCUUCGUCCUCUCGUCCCAAGACCUACCACUCCCGCGUGGACAUCGACGACCUGCCGUUCCCUUUGCCCACCUACAUGCUGGACCCAACCGCCGCGCCCCCGCCUCGCCAACGAUCCCGGCACCGUCCCAGCCCGCGGAACUCCCGCUCCACGUCUACCCGCCACACUAGUGGCUUGAGCAGCAGCGACUCAAGGUACUACUACCACUACCAUGAUGAUGAAGACGAUGUAUUCACCACCCCCCAUGACCAUGACCAUGACCCCCAUGACUUUAACUUUGAUCUUGGCGCUGACACACCUGGACCUAGCCACCGGGCCACUGCCCACACCUAUCCCCAUACCUACGAGUACGACGCCUAUCCAGCCGGGCCCAGCACCCCCGACCUGACCCCUCCAGAGCGAAUCUCAUUUUCGUCUCGCACCAAACGGGACAGCGCUCGUCAAGCCCACCGCCGCGCAGCCCGUCGCGCACGCGAAGUCGAACAGGCCGCUGCAGAGGCUGAAGCAGCCGCAGCCGCCGAGGCAACUGCUAGGGCCGAAAAAUACCAAUACCAAUACCGGCCCGACCCGGCCCCGCGGUCUUCUUCUCACCGGAAAUCACACACCCGCUAUGUAUCCAAGAGCCGUGAGACCAAGCACCGCGAGUCCAAACACCGCGAGCCCAAAUCCCGCGAGCCCACCACCACCAAAGAAGCCCACAUCCUCCCCUCACUAGGCGGCGAAUGGCUCUGGGACUCCCGACGCAAAUAUGUCUGGACAGGAUGGAUGGAGUGGACAGACAACAACGGGGUGGUGCCUCGGCAGCGGGAUGAGAAGUGGGUUGGCCGAGGGGGGCUAUUGGAGGAGUUAAGGAUGGAGCGGGAGGAGGAGCGCCGGAGGAGGGAGAGGGAGAAGAGGGAGAGGAUGGAGAGGAAAUGGGAACGGGAGUGGGAGCGGGAGGUAGAUAUUAAUAUGUGGAGGUGGAGGGAGGAGGGUUGGUAA